ACGCGUGUUGUUAGUGUGUGCGGUUACUAAGGAGAGAGUGUAAGAGUUCUCUGCAACCGCCUCCGCUGAAAAGUCCGCUGCUGGAAGAAGACCUUCCUUAGCAACUGCGGAUAAACAUGAGUUACUACAGUAUAAGACCCUCCAGCUCCACCAGCUUCUCCUCCAAUUCAACAGCAAGUGGUAUUGAAGAGGACAGCGGCAGUCUGAUGCAACAGAAGCUGGAAAACAAGAGAGCUCUGCUGGAGCAGAAGCAGCGGAGGAAGCGUCAGGAACCUCUCAUGGUCCAGCCCAACCCGGAGGCUCGGCCCCGACGCUCCAGGCCACAGCGGAGCGACGAGCAGGCGCUGCUGGUUGAGUCUCAGCUGUGUGUCAGCAGCGAUGUCACCAUGGAUGGGAUUGAUGGCCCAGCAGUCUUCAUGGGCUCAGAAACACCUGAUGAGGGAACAAAAAUUCAAAUCUUAUCUGUGAGCCAGACUCACUCCGAGCUCUCAGCGCAGGCUCCGUCCCAGCCACAGUCUCCUCCUGCCGAGGAACCUGAGAAGGACGGAGACACUGAGACGCUGCUUGAGACAAAGACAGACAUCCAAGAGUUGCUGCAGAAACAAGGUCUGUGUGGCAGCAUGAACUUUGAUGAAACCAGUGAGGGUGAGGAACGGGUGGAGGACGAACAGACACGAUCUCAGUCCCCCAACACAGACGGCACCAGGCCCGCUUCCGCCUCCAAUGGCAAGGAGGAGUUUGUACCGCCUGGAUCGCCGACAGCAGAGGGCGCACUAAAUGAUGUUGCUAAUCUGGAGGAGUUUGUCCUGCGUCCGGCUCCACAAGCUGUCACAGUAAAAUGCCGAAUCACCCGGGACAAGAAGGGAAUGGACCGCGGCCUCUAUCCUACCUACUUCAUGCACAUGGAGAGGGAGGACGGCAAAAGGGUAUUUCUGCUGGCAGGAAGAAAGCGGAAGAAGAGCAAGACGUCCAACUACCUGAUUUCAGUGGACGCCACCGAUCUGUCCCGGGAAGGAGAGAGCUUCAUCGGCAAACUCAGGUCCAACCUCAUGGGGACCAAAUUCACAGUGUAUGACAAUGGCACAAACCCGAGCAAAAACCCCAGAGCUCUGCUGGAGGAGAGCAGCACGCGGCAGGAGCUGGCCGCCAUCUGCUACGAAACCAACGUUCUGGGCUUCAAAGGUCCUCGUAAGAUGACUGUGAUCAUCCCGAGCCUGAACAAAACCUUUGAGAGAAUCCCCGUCCGGCCUCAGAAUGAGCAGGAGAGUCUCCUGAUCCGGUGGCAGAACCACACAGUGGGCGACCUGAUCGAGCUGCACAACAAGGCCCCCGUGUGGAACGACGACACACAGUCGUACGUGUUGAACUUCCACGGGCGCGUUACUCAAGCGUCAGUCAAAAACUUCCAGAUCGUCCACGACAAUGACCCCGACUACAUCGUCAUGCAGUUUGGACGCGUGGCCGAAGACGUCUUCACUCUGGACUACAGCCAUCCCAUGUGUGCCCUGCAGGCCUUCGCAAUCGGCCUGUCGAGCUUCGACAGCAAGCUGGCCUGUGAGUGAGACGCAGCGCAGGAAACGCUGCACACCGCGCUCAGCUUUUCAAGCAUCUGUCCUCAGCAGGAUAUGAAACAAAUAUGAGGAAGAUGUGGCUGCCUUUUGGUAAACAACUUUUUUGUAAAACUCUUGAUCCUCUCGACGCCUAAUCUCCAGUUUUGUGUUUUUUUCCAAUUUUUCCAAGUUGUUCAGAAAUGUGCACACAUGUACGGACUAAAAGGGAAACCAGCACACUGCUCUCAGCUACGCUGCCGCAAAACCAACUCUGACUUUAUAUGACACUUUUUUGUUCUUUUUUGGGGGGGACUCACUAGCAGCACCAUCCUUUGGUCCAUCUGUCCAACACUUUGGACAACCACAGAAGAAGAUAAAACCAGCUGAAGAUUGACAGACAUUUUGUUUCCACCAUUCAGUUGGAUGGAUGUGAGAACAGCAGUUGAACACAGUGCGUUUACAGAAAGUGACUCGAUCCAAACCAAACCGACUCUGCGGCUUCACAUUGUAAGAUGACGUCAAAACAAAAAAUCAAAGUAUCCAUGUGGAAAAUCACACCAUGGCUCAGAACCAGAUCGGAAUCCAAAUACGUUUUUUUUUUUUUUUUUCUCUUUCAGGCAAAAUUCUUUGGACAUAUUUUACCCACCUGAGUCCAAGUUUGGGGCAAGUUUGAGCAACUUGAGUCUUACACAAGUACAGCAAGUUUUGUAUGUCUACAAUUAAAUGAUCUAAUAGUCUUUUGAACUUUAAGAAGUGUUUCACAUUCUAAUGUGGCAGUAACAUUUUUAUUAUUAUUAUUAUUAUUGCCCUUUUCUCUGCAUGUUGAAAAACCAUUUAAUUGAACAGGUUUGUCUAACAUUUUAUGUUGUGACUUAAUUUUGUUGAAGGAUGUUGGAUUCCUACUUUAAUGACUAAAAAAGGAGAGAUAUAUACACUGUACAUACUGUAUAAUAGAAUCAGUUUUUAAAAUUAGUUUUGUCUGUGUUUGUUUGUGGAAUUGUUCAUUUUUUUCUAUUUGAAUAUUUUGUGUGCCGAAUUAAAAAACUUUGUCACUUGUCACAAAAUGCUUAAAUGACAUUUAAACAUUCCAGCUUAUUAACGGAUACAGAAGUCUUAUUUCAUGUCACUUUUUGUGCCUACAAACACUUAAAAAAAGAUGUAUGGAGUUGAACCCGCUUCUGUAAAGUCCACAUUUUAUUAGUCAGUGUCGAAAAUCAGAUUUUUAAAUUCAUAUCAAUAAGGGAUAAAUAUAAUUCUACACAACUGCCUCGUAAGUGUCCCCAAAGUUUUGGUUUGUUCUUUCUGGAGUCAGUAUACUUUUAUCUGUCUUUAUUGUUAUUUGAGUUGUGUAUUUGUUGUUUCUGAACACUAUUAAGUAUUUGGUUCAUUGCAGAUUAAUAAUAUUACCAAUAUUUUGCCAGCAGUGAAAAACACGCUUUAAAGGAUGACUGAAAAUGUGCAAUGGAGCUUUGAAAUAAAAACAUAUAUACAUGUAUUUAUAUAAAAUGUUUUGAAAUUUCUACUCUUUCACAACAAAGGAUUUUGGGAAAAACAACCUUCCAUUCGUCACAUUGUAAAAAUGACAAUCAGACAUAAAUGUUUUUGAACACAAUGAUCAAGCAUGUUUAUUAAUAUACUGAUUAAACUUCAGUAAAACACUGUUUGCUUUGACAGAUGUCAUUUUUACCAACAAUGAAAAAAUAAGUAUUCUAACAGUGUAAAAUAUAACCAAAAUAACCACUUUUUGAA
Molecule: messenger RNA, 3299 nt
Organism: Thalassophryne amazonica
Lineage: Eukaryota; Metazoa; Chordata; Actinopteri; Batrachoidiformes; Batrachoididae
Product: tubby-related protein 3
Exons: 13
Coding region: 117-1562 (481 amino acids)
Biological process (GO): protein localization to cilium
Cellular component (GO): cilium
Source: RefSeq, a predicted model, not a curated record